Rotaria sp. Silwood1 is the source of this 504-nucleotide messenger RNA. The record is from the annotation of a GenBank genome assembly. NCBI's taxonomy places the organism in Eukaryota, Metazoa, Rotifera, Eurotatoria, Philodinida, Philodinidae.
AUGUCGACAGAAAUCGAAAUCAAAGGCAAAAAGCGAACUCAUGAUGAAGAUGAUGAAUCUAGUGGAGCUGCUGAAACAACAACAACAGGUUCAAAGAAAAAGGCAACACCAGUAAAAGCAGCAACAUCGACAACAAAAAAUCGACCAACAAAGACUGACGAUGAUGAAUCACGUGGAGAUUCGAAUGAUGAAGAUUCAAAUAGUGUUGAUGUAAAAAAACGAAAUGGUAAACCAAGUUCAACGGAUGCUGGCGCCAGUGGUGAUCUAGAUGAAAGUGGCGAUUAUGAAGAAGAUGAUGAUGAAAAUUCUGAUGAUGAUGAUUAUAAAGGUGAUGGUAGUGAAGGAGAAAGUGGCGAAGAUGCUAGCGAUGUAGUUGCCGGUGAUGACGAUGAGGAAUCGAAAGAUGUCGGUGAUGAUGAUGAAGAAGAAGGCGAUGAAGCAUCUCGAGACCGAGAUAUAUGCGAAAUAAAAAUUGUUACAACAUUAUGGACACCAUGGAAUUAA